Molecule: messenger RNA, 1026 nt
Organism: Cicer arietinum (chickpea)
Lineage: Eukaryota; Viridiplantae; Streptophyta; Magnoliopsida; Fabales; Fabaceae
Molecular function (GO): aminoacyl-tRNA deacylase activity
Source: RefSeq, a predicted model, not a curated record
UAAUAAAAUUCCAAAAAACAAGAGAAGAAAAAGCACACGCCACGGGUACAGUGGCGUUGUUGUUGUGUUGUAAUAGUCAAUGCAUUGAUUUCUUUUCUUCUUCCUCUGCUAAAAAACGCCUUUUCCAUUCUUCUGUGCUCUGAUGGGCGUUACAAAGGAACAGCUUCUUGCGCGGUUAAAGGAGCUUCAGAUUACUUUUUCACAGUAUGAGCAUCCAGUUAUUUUGACAGUUGAGGAAGGGGAAAAGUAUGUUGGAAAUUUAGGGGGUGGGAUGAGUAAAAAUUUAUUUUUGAAGGAUAGGAAACAGAGAUUUUAUAUCGUUUCUGCUUUAGCCAACACCAAAGUAGAUAUAAAAGUGUUAUCUCAGAGGCUUGGUUUGGGAAAAGGAGGUCUAAGAAUGGCACCUGCAGAGGCUUUAGGAGAAAUACUUCAGGUGCCCUUGGGUUGUGUCACCCCAUUUGCCAUAGUGAAUGACUCAGCACGAGACGUUGCACUGUUAUUGGAUCAAGGGUUCAAGACUCAAGAAUACUGCUUCUUCCAUCCAUUGUCGAAUGACAUGUCCAUAUCUUUAAAUGCUCAUGACCUUGACAAAUUUCUAAAGUCAAUAGGAAGGGAUCCGUCAUAUGUUGAUUUUGAGGCCAAUCCUACUGUGAGUAAAGAUCAACCUCCUGAUCUAGCUGCUCUAGUUCCACCCAGCUUAGGAGUUAUGCCCCAACAAUCUGAAACACAACCUUCAUCACAAGUUCCUGCAGAUGGAAACCAUGUUUCUGUUAAUAAUAAGUCCCAGACAGUUUCAGGUAAAAAUUCUGUUAAAUGUGACAUUCAAUGUUCAUUCAUGUACCAUCUACAUGAAUGGAACCAUCACAUUUUUCUUUUUGAUAAUUAUACCAUUGGCUUAUCGUUUCAUGUUUAUCUGUUUUUCUACUAGGAUAGUAUCCCUAAAUAUGUCAUCUUAUCUUGAUGUAUAAAACAUGGUGUAAUAUGUUUAACUGAUUCUUAUUUCCUAUAUACUUUUACAUCUGAGAA